CUUACCUCUUGUUUUUGCAUCAGCUGGACUGGACAUUGAGUGUUUUUGGGGGGAUCGUCCAAUUUGUAGAGACUCCUCGGUCCGAGGGUCUUUCAUUUGGAGGUCCCACCGAGAUCAGGACACCCCCCAGACUCAAUUUCACAGCCAGUUGGAGUUUGACUUUAGGUCACUGGCAGGAUGUUUUGAGCCGAGCACGCAAGGAAUCAGUAGAGAUCCGGAAGAAAAAGUGGCGGACUCUCUGUUUCUCGGAAUGGCCUGCUCUCAAUACAGGCUGGCCGAGAGACGGUACCUUUGACCUCACUACUAUCUUACAGGUCAAAACUCGUGUUUUCCAGCCAGGACCUUGGGGCUACCCCGACCAGGUACCCUAUAUUGUCACCUGGGAGAGCCUGAGCCGUGAUCCUCCUCCCUGGGUCAGGCCCUUCCUCCCACCCCGUCUUUCGGGCCCCUGCCCGACACCUCUGCCUUUGCCUGCUCCACUUAUCCCUACUCCUUCUGCACCCCCUUCGACUUCUUCCCUGCUCCCCUUGACAGAGCCCCGAUCUCCCAACCCUAGGCCCAAAGCCCCUGCCGUCUUGCCCAAUACACAGGAGGAUCUCCUCCUCCUGGACUCCCCUCCUCCUUACCCUAAUGCUGAGCAGGCAGCAUCCCAGCUCCCAGCAGCUGACCAGAGCCCCCCACCACCGAGCUCUACUACCGGAGACCCUGGGGACCCGUCGCCACCGUCCACCCGACUUCGAUCUCGAAGAGACAAAACACUGGAGGGGCCUGACAGCUCUGGAAUCUCCCAGGCUUUUCCCCUCCGGUCGAUGGGGGAGGGGCGUUACCAAUACUGGCCUUUCUCCUCUGCGGACCUUUAUAAUUGGAAGGCACAUAACCCCCCCUUUUCACAGGACCCCCAGGCCUUGACAGGUCUUAUUGAAUCUAUCCUCAUCACCCACCAGCCCACCUGGGAUGAUUGUCAACAGUUAUUAGGAAUUCUCCUCACAACCGAGGAGAGACAACGGGUACUCCUAGAAGCCCGGAAGAACGUCCCGGGGCCAGAUGGCAGACCCACCCAGCUCCCAAAUGAAAUAGAUGAAGUCUUUCCCUUGAUCAGACCGACAGACUGGGACAUCAACACAGCAGCCGGUAGGGAGCGUCACCGUCUUUAUCGCCAGACUCUGUUGGCGGGUCUCAAAGGGGCAGGAAGGCGCCCCACAAAUUUGGCCAAGGUACGUGCGGUAGUUCAGGGCUUGGAAGAGACCCCCGCAGGGUUUCUAGAGCGUUUGAUGGAAGCCUACAGAAUGUAUACACCCUUUGACCCCCAGGCUCAGGAUAGGGAAGCAGAUAUAAUCAUGUCAUUCAUUGGACAAUCGGCGCCUGACAUACGCACAAAGCUACAGCGCCUUGAGGGGCUACAGGGGUACACCCUUCGAGACUUAGUAAAGGAAGCAGAAAAGAUUUUCAAUAAGAGAGAGACUCCCGAAGAAAAGGAAGAAAGAUUACGAAAGUUACAGGAGGACAGGGAGAAUGUAAGAGACAAAAAGCAAAACCAAGAGCUAGCUAAAAUUUUGGCCACUGUAGUUCAAGGAUCAAAACAUAGACCAGGUCAGACAGGGAACCUGGGAGACAAAAGGAGAACAAGAGUGGAGAGAAACCAGUGUGCUUAUUGCAAGGAAAAAGGACAUUGGGUCAAACAUUGCCCGAAGAAUCCAAGGCGGAAGCCCACCCCCAUUCUCCCUCUGGAAAAGGGAGAUUAGGACAGUCAGGGCCAGGUGCCUCCCCCUGAGCCCCGGGUAACUCUUAACGUCGGGGGGCAACCCGUAACUUUCUUGGUAGACACGGGAGCUCAGCACUCAGUCCUGACUCAGACCCAGGGACCCCUGAGCACCCGGACAGCCUGGGUCCAGGGUGCCACCGGAGGAAAGCUACAUCGAUGGACAACUGAACGUAAGGUCCACCUGAGCACUGGACACGUGACUCACUCCUUCUUGCUGGUGCCCGAAUGUCCUUACCCCUUAUUAGGGAGAGACCUCCUCUCUAAAGUGGGAGCCCACAUUCACUUCCAUCAGAAGGGUGCCACCAUCACAGGAGAGGGGGGACAACCCCUCCAGGUACUGACCUUAAGGCUCGAGGAUGAAUAUAGACUUCUAGAGGAUCCCUUACCCCCCUCGCCAACCAUGGAGUCUAGCUGGUUAGAAAAAUAUCCCCAAGCCUGGGCAGAAACAGCAGGCAUGGGGUUGGCAAAAAAACAGCCUCCUUUAAUUAUCAACCUCAAGCCCUCAGCCACUCCAGCGGCCAUUAAACAAUAUCCUUUGAGCCAAGAGGCCCGGGAAGGAAUCAGGCCACACAUUAAUAGACUAUUACAACAAGGCAUCCUUAGGCCCUGUCACAGCCCUUGGAAUACCCCCCUUCUCCCCAUAAAGAAACCAGGUACGGGAGAGUACAGGCCCGUUCAAGACCUUCGGGAGGUCAACCGGAGAACUGAGGACAUCCAUCCGACAGUGCCCAAUCCUUAUAACUUGCUGAGCAUGUUGCCUCCGAGCCACAUCUGGUACACGGUGCUAGAUCUUAAGGAUGCAUUCUUUUGCCUCAGACUGAGUCCCCAGAGCCAGCCCAUGUUCGCGUUUGAAUGGAAGGACCCGGAGACUGGGUUUUCUGGCCAGCUCACUUGGACACGGCUCCCCCAGGGGUUCAAAAACUCACCAACUCUCUUCGAUGAGGCCUUACACCAAGACCUAGCAGACUUCCGGAUCCAUAACCCUAACCUGAUCCUGCUUCAAUACGUAGAUGACCUCCUCCUGGCAGCGGAAUCUGAAAAAGACUGCCUCCAAGGUACCGGGGCCUUACUGCAAAAGCUGGGGGAAUUGGGGUACAGAGCUUCAGCAAAGAAAGCUCAACUUUGCAGGGAACAGGUCACCUACUUAGGAUACCGGCUCCAGGGUGGCCAGAGAUGGCUAACAGAGAGCCGUAAGCAAGCUGUAGCCCUGAUUCCAGCACCCAAGAGCUCCCGGGAAGUUCGGGAAUUCCUGGGCAGCGCAGGGUUCUGCCGUCUCUGGAUCCCAGGUUUCGCGGAGCUGGCAGCCCCACUGUAUCCUCUGACUAAGGCUAACACCCCUUUUUCAUGGACAGAGGAGCAUCAGAAGGCCUUUGAUGGCAUCAAAAAGGCCUUACUGUCUGCCCCUGCACUAAGCCUCCCCAACAUAAACAAGCCUUUCACCCUUUAUGUGGACGAAAAGGCUGGGAUGGCAAAAGGGGUCUUAACACAACAGCUCGGACCCUGGAAAAGACCUGUAGCAUACUUCUCUAAGAAAUUGGACAAUGUGGCCAUGGGCUGGCCCCCCUGCCUCCGGAUGGUGGCUGCUGUGGCGGUUCUGACCAAGGACGCGGACAGAUUGACUCUGGGUCAGCAACUCACAGUGAUAGCCCCACAUGCGAUUGAGGCAGUGGUCCGACAACCCCCCGAUCGAUGGCUUUCGAAUGCACGAAUGACACAUUACCAGGCUCUGCUCCUCAACCCAGACAGACUGCGAUUCGGGGCAGCAACAUCCUUAAACCCAGCCACCCUCCUUCCGGAUGCGGAUGCCGAAACUGCUCUGCCCCAUGACUGCCGCCUAAUCCUGGCCGAGACCUGCGGAGCCCGAGAAGACCUGAUGGAUCAACCACUACAAGGAGCCGAGCAUACCUGGUUCACAGACGGGAGCAGUUUUCUGCAAGACGGUAUACGAAAGGCAGGGGCGGCGGUGGUGGACGGGCAGACUACAAUAUGGGCCAGUGCCUUGCCGCCAGGAACCUCAGCCCAGAGAGCAGAGCUGAUUGCCCUGACCCAAGCACUCAAAAUGGCUGAAGGUCGUAGAGUCAA
Molecule: messenger RNA, 3844 nt
Organism: Cricetulus griseus (Chinese hamster)
Lineage: Eukaryota; Metazoa; Chordata; Mammalia; Rodentia; Cricetidae
Source: RefSeq, a predicted model, not a curated record